CCGCCCAGAAAGAACAAGAAGGACAGGAAAGACCGACGAGACAAAAGCAAAAAGCGCAAGGCAGAUGGCCAUGUCAAGAAUGGCGCCCCCGAAGCUGACGUCGAGAUGGCCGACGGUGGCGAGCCCUCAAACAACGACGAUGAUUCCUCGGACGAGAACGAUGCGGCCAGCCCGCAAGACCCCAAGCGACGCAAGAAGGAGGCCGAGGCCGACCCAGUUCUCACCGACAACUUUACAACCGCCGAGUCGAGACAGGUCGCCGCCGCCGGCGGCUUUGCGCCGACCAAGGAGGAUGGAUCUCUUACCCUCGCACACAAUAUACAGCACCAGGUUGCACUACCCCCUGAUCUGGACUACGAAUACGUCCCCCUCUCGAACCACAAGCCCCCCGCCGAGCCAGCCCGUACCUACAAGUUCAAGCUGGACCCCUUCCAGAGCCUGUCCGUCGCUUCUAUCGAGCGGGACGAGUCUGUCCUGGUGUCAGCCCACACAAGUGCAGGAAAGACUGUUGUGGCCGAGUACGCGAUUGCACAGUGUUUGAAGAGGAACCAGCGUGUAAUCUACACCAGUCCCAUCAAGGCUCUCAGCAACCAAAAGUACCGAGACUUCCAGGCCGAUUUUGGCGAUGUAGGCCUCAUGACCGGAGAUGUGACCAUAAACCCCACUGCAAGCUGUCUUGUCAUGACCACAGAGAUUCUGCGGUCUAUGCUGUACCGCGGUUCCGAAAUCAUGCGAGAGGUGGCCUGGGUCAUCUUCGACGAGGUCCACUACCUUCGUGACAAAUCCCGUGGUGUUGUUUGGGAGGAGACCAUCAUCCUGUUGCCUGACAAGGUCCGCUACGUCUUCCUGUCUGCCACCAUCCCCAACGCCUUCCAGUUCGCCGAGUGGAUCGCCAAGAUACAUCGCCAGGCCUGUCAUGUUGUCUACACCGACUUCCGACCUACACCCCUGCAGAACUACUUCUUCCCUGCCGGCGGUGAUGGCAUCUUCCUCAUUGUGGACGAGAAGGGCAAUUUCAGAGAGGACAACUUUGCCAAGUCCAUGGCCCUGAUCGAGGCAAAGAAGGGAGCAGACCCGAGCGACAUCAACGCGCCUCAGAAGGGCAGGGGUAAGAACAAGAAGACGAACAAGGGUGGUGCUUCUGAUUCUCAGUCGGACAUCUCCAAGAUCAUCAAGAUGAUCAUGAAGAAGUCGUUCCACCCCGUCAUCGUGUUUAAUUUCAGCAAGAGGGACUGCGAGGCCAUGGCGCUCGCCAUCUCUCACAUGACCUUCAACACCCCGUCCGAGAAGACCAUGGUCAAGACGGUGUUUGAGAAUGCCAUCUCAACCCUGUCCGAGGAGGACCGUACCCUGCCACAACUCACCCACAUUCUUCCGUUAUUGGAGAGAGGAAUUGGCGUUCACCACUCGGGGCUGCUACCCAUCUUGAAGGAGACAAUCGAGAUCCUCUUCCAGGAAGGCCUCAUCAAGGCUCUGUUCGCAACCGAGACUUUCUCCAUCGGUCUGAACAUGCCGGCCCGAACUGUCGUCUUUUCCGGAGUUACCAAGUUUGAUGGACACAAGCAGCGUCCGCUGACUGUGGGCGAGUAUAUCCAGAUGUCAGGCCGUGCUGGUCGUCGUGGCCUUGAUGAUCGAGGUAUCGUGAUCAUGAUGAUUGAUGACAAAUUGGAACCAGAGACGGCAAGAGAAAUGGUGGCUGGGCAGCAGGACAAGCUCAACUCGGCUUUCUACCUGGGCUACAACAUGGUGCUCAACCUUCAGCGUAUCGAGACCAUCUCGCCCGAGUUCAUGCUCGAGCGAUGUUUCUACCAGUUCCAAAACAAUGCCAGCGUCCCCGCCUUGGAGAGAGAACUCAUCUCGUUGCAGCAGGAACGCGACAACAUGGUUAUCGCCGAUGAAACCACCGUCAAGGAAUACUACAACCUUCGCAAUUCGCUUGAGGAAUAUACCAAAGAUAUGAUUGCGGUUAUACAACACCCUAAUUAUUGCAGCGAGUUCCUACAGCCUGGCCGCCUUGUGCAGAUCAAGACGCCGACCGGCGAGGACUUUGACUGGGGCGUGAUCAUCAACUUCACUACACGCCGAUCCGCUAGGGCUGGUGAGGCGCCACACCCUCCACAAGAGUCCAUCUUUAUCGACGUUCUACUACGACUGGAUGGAGACAGCGAUGAGGUCAGGCGUAUCCAGCCAACGAAGGACGUGAUGCCUCCUGGUAUUCGUCCCUUUGUUGAGAGGCGGUCUAAGUACUGCCGGUACGAGGUUGUGCCGGUGCUCCUGAACUGCGUCAAAGCCUUUGGCCAGAUCCGGCUGUUCGUCAAGGGCGACUUGAAGUCUGAGCAGGAGAUGGGCACCUGCGGCAAGAAUCUUGAGGAGGCCAAGCGUCGCUUCCCUGAUGGGAUCCCUAUCCUGGACCCUAUUGAGAACAUGGGCAUCACGGAUGACUCUUUCAAGAAGCUCAUGCGAAAGAUCGAGGUGCUCGAGUCCAGGCUACUAUCCAACCCGCUCCAUGGGUCCUCCCGGUUGCCUGAACUGUGGGAGCAGUACUCCAAGAAGGUCUCACUGGCGGACCAGAUCAAGGAAAAGAAGAAGGCCAUCGCCAAGGCGCACAGCAUCGCGCAGCUGGAUGAGCUCAAGUCCCGCAAGCGCGUCCUCCGCCGACUCGGGUUCAUCAACGAGGCGGAGGUGGUUCAGAUGAAGGCGCGGGUGGCGUGCGAGAUAUCGUCGACCGAGGGGCACGAGCUGCUGCUGAGCGAGCUGCUUUUCAACCGUUUCUUCAACGAGCUAUCGCCUGAGCUGUGUGCUUCCGUGCUGAGCGUGUUCAUCUUCGACGAGAGGGUCGAGACGCAGGCACUCAAGGAGGAGCUCGUCAAGCCUUACAGGGAGGUCCAGGCCACGGCCCGAACCAUCGCCAAGGUCAGCCAGGAGAGCAAACUUGACGUCAACGAGGAGGAGUACGUGCAGAGCCUGAAGUGGCAGCUCAUGGAGACGGUCUUCGUCUGGGCGCAGGGAAAGCCGUUCGCUGAAAUCUGCAAGAUGACCAACGCCUACGAGGGUUCCCUGAUCCGCCUCUUCCGCCGCCUGGAGGAGCUCCUCCGGCAGAUGGCCCAGGCCGGCAAGGUCAUGGGCAGCGAAGAGCUGCAGAAGAAGUUCGAGGCAUCCCUCAAGAUGAUCAAGAGGGACAUCGUCGCCGCCAACAGCUUGUACAUUUAA
Messenger RNA from Cryphonectria parasitica EP155, 3210 nucleotides. RefSeq lists its product as uncharacterized. NCBI's taxonomy places the organism in Eukaryota, Fungi, Ascomycota, Sordariomycetes, Diaporthales, Cryphonectriaceae. Bases 106 to 3210 code for a protein of 1034 amino acids. The record is from RefSeq and is a predicted model, not a curated record. The transcript is spliced from 2 exons. Gene Ontology annotation, molecular function: RNA binding; RNA helicase activity; ATP binding. Gene Ontology annotation, biological process: maturation of 5.8S rRNA; RNA catabolic process. Gene Ontology annotation, cellular component: nucleus.